GCAUCUCCCCCGUACUCCCCGCUUGAGCCCUCCUCUCCUCCCUCCCCUUCUCCUGCUAAUUCCGACGGCAAUGGGCGGAACGUGCUGGUGAUAUCGCUGGUGGCGUCCAUCUUGGUAGCGGCUAUUGCAUCUGCGCUGGUUGUGUGGAUGUACGUUAGAGGGGCGAGGAAGAGGGCCAGGAAGGUGGGCGAGGAGAAGGAGGGGGAGGAGAAGAGGAGUGAGGCUGAGAAUGCAGGAGCAGCAGCAGGGGGAGGAGGAGGAGGGGAGGGGGGGAUGGGGAUGAGGGGUCAGGGAAGGAAGGGGAUGGGUAUGGGGAAGGGAGUGGAAGGAGCAGGGACGGAAGCGGGCGGAGAGCUGUUGGUGUGUCCCGCAGUGGGUCAAGAGAGGAGCGGGGGAGUGAGAGUGAGAGGGAGAGGGAGAGGGAGAGGGAGAGAGGGGGAAGUGGGGGAAGUAGGGAUCGAGAGAGAGAGUAUGGGGACGGUGUAGGUUUGCCAAGCAUGCCACUUUCCGGGCCUAAUUCAAGCUCUACCGAGCCUCUUCUGCCCAAUGGGAAUGUGUCCGAGCCUAAGAGUAUCCACAGUGACCGUAGUGGGGAAAGAGGGAAGGGCAGUCUUGCUGGUGGGGGUUAUCCGCCCAGCACUGCUGCUGCUACAGCUGAUGAUGCUACAGCUGUCGUAGGUGCAGGAAUAGCAACUACAGCAGCAGCAGUAGCAGCCGCAGCAGCAGGAGGAGCAGCAGCGCAGAACGGACAAAAGUCCCCGCCCAACGUGCUGGCAGUGGACCCUGAGCCGUUCACUGUGCCGCCCACGCACGUGCAGCGGAUGACCUUAGCGGAGCUGGAGGAGGCCACUGGGGGGUUCUGUGAGGAGCACCUCAUAGGCGCGGGCGGGUUCGGGUCGGUGUACCGGGGGGUGCUGGCGAAUGGGCGGGUGGUGGCGGUGAAGAGGCGUGCGGUGGACUCCAUGCAGGGGUCAACAGAGUUCAAUAACGAGCUCAAGUUCCUGUCCAAGAUUCGCCACCCGCACCUGGUGGCGCUGAUUGGCUUCUGUGAGGAGCAGGGGCAGCAGCUGCUGGUGUAUGAGUUCAUGGCGCAGGGCAACCUGAGGGAGCACUUAUAUGACCGGUUGGGAGCGCCAAGGGGCCGACUGCGAUGGCUGCAGCGCCUGUCUAUUGCUGUUGGUGCCGCCAAAGGCAUAGAGUAUUUGCACGUGGCCCUUCGCCCCUCCAUCAUCCAUCGCGACAUCAAGACCACCAACAUCCUCCUCGACGACAGCCUCUGCGCCAAAGUCGCUGAUUUCGGGCUCUCGAGGCUGGGCCCACAGGACAGCUCGCACGUGUCGACCAAUGUCAAGGGGACAGCGGGUUACUUGGAUCCAGAGUACUACACGGUGCAGCAGCUGACGGAUCGCAGCGACGUGUUCAGCUUCGGGGUGGUGCUGCUGGAGCUGGUCAGCGGGCGACAACCCAUCGACCUCAACAGACCAAGGGUCGACUGGAACAUCAUUGACUGGGCGCGCAAGCACCUCCAGCAGGGUGAUAUCGAGGCGAUAGUGGACCCCACGCUGCCCCCCUCGGAGUUCCUCAUGGACGCCAUGUGGAAAGUGGCGGAGGUGGGCAUCCUGUGCGUGGAGCCCAUGGGCAUCAACCGGCCGAGCAUCAGCGAGGUGGUCAGGGAGCUCGGGGAGGCCGUUGCCAUGGAGCUGUCCAACACACCUGUAAGGAAUCACUUCCACCAGCACCACCAGCAGCAGCACCAGCAGCCGCAGCAGCGGCGGCAUGAGCAGCAGGAGGGGCAGGAGGGGGAGCAGGAGGAGUAUGAUUCUGAGAUUGGGGUGGAGUAUGGUGGGGAGAUGGGGGGAGAUAGGGGCACGGGGGGAGGAGCAGGAGGAGGAGGAGCAGCGAGAGGGGGAGGAGGGGAUGGAGGGGGGAUGGUUGGUAGGCGGGGUUAUUACAAUUCCACUCUGACGUUUUCUCGCUCGGGAACGAACGGUGGGGAUUCGUCCGGAGGGAUGGAUGCGCGAGAUCGGGGCGGCAGGGGGAUGGAUCGGGGUUUUGGGAGAGGGGAGAAUCUGAACAGAGUGGUCCCGGCUGAGCUGGCGAUGAGCUGGCAAGGGGAAGGAGGGGAGGCGUCAGGGGGCAUGAGGGGGGAUGGCGAUGGGAGUGGUGGAGUGUGGAUGGGUGUUGGAGGAGUGAGUGAGAGAGUGAGUGAGAGAGUGAGUGGGCGAGUGAGUCAGAGAGUGAGUGGGGAAAUGGGGAUGUGUGCAGUAGGGCGGGGAGGGUCGGGAGAAGGGGUUGUUGCAGGGAUGGGUGUGGGAGACUGGAGUGGGGGUAGCUCGGGAAGGCAUGGGGAUAGAGCCGGGGGUGAGCGAGGGAGAUCAGGAGGAUGGGGAGGAGGAGGUGGAGGAGGAGAGGGAGAGGGAGAGGGAGGGAGCACGAUGGGGUUUAGAGGGCCAGGGAGGAGCGGGGAGAUGUACAUACGGAGGGGGGGAUCAUCGGAGGAGUUCAAGUCACGGAGCGGAGGGGAAGGGAGCGGGGCGCAAGGGGGCGGGGCGCAAGGGGUGGGCCCCAUGGCAGUCUCAGACUCUCUGAUGAGGCGGAGGAGGGAGGGAGCAGCGUACACUGGCCCGAUCGCACGGCCGAAUUUGCCAACGGGGGGUGGAGGGAGUGGGGGGAGAGGGAGAGAGGGGGGAGGGGAGGGGAUAGGGCGGGGAGGGUUUUCUGGGGAGAGUGUGGAGGCGGAAUUGAUGAUGGCGCAUGCGCCCCAUGGGGAUUACAUGCUGCUGAGGAAAGUGCAGCAAGGGGUCAUGUCGCCACCCACCCCUCAGGAGAAACGGCACUUUUCAGCUGAGGACAAGCCCCGGUUCGCCUCGCCUUUCGCGCAGCCCGGGUUCCAGCCCCGGGCAGGUGGCCGAGAGUUUGAAUCUGCCCGUGAGCCGGCCGGGAGUCAUGGGAUUGGGGCGACCCCGGAUGGAAAGCGCCGCUUGAGUGAAGGGGUCAAUGUGACCAUGAGUGAGGAGGGACGCACCCUGGGGAAAGAUGUAACCCUGAGAAAUGACACGAGGAAUGACACGAGGCCGCCGGAUUUUGAGAUGUCGCGACCGCAUAACUUGGUAACGGCUACUGCCUCGUCUUUGUCGGCAGUAGAGCUGGUUGGAAUGUCGACAGACUCGUGGCGUGAGACCCCCUCCCUGCCGUACCUAGUGCCGAGCCAAGGCCCGGAGCACUUGAGCGGGCGGCUUGAUGAAAGGUUGGCUGGAGUUGAAAAGACUGAGCAGCGGAAAAUGGCCGUUCUUGCUCAAUCGGCACCGUCACAGUAGGUGUAUGUAUUUCUUGUACACAUAUUUAGCACUAUGGUGCUCAAGGUUAGUAAGAAGUUAGUCAGAUUCCCCUU
Messenger RNA from Closterium sp. NIES-67, 3391 nucleotides. The record is from the annotation of a GenBank genome assembly. NCBI's taxonomy places the organism in Eukaryota, Viridiplantae, Streptophyta, Zygnematophyceae, Desmidiales, Closteriaceae.